Notodromas monacha is the source of this 1370-nucleotide messenger RNA. The record is from the annotation of a GenBank genome assembly. NCBI's taxonomy places the organism in Eukaryota, Metazoa, Arthropoda, Ostracoda, Podocopida, Cyprididae.
GCAGGGUUUUCCGAUUCAUCACUGGCAAACCAUGGGUGCAAGCAGUGAAUAGAAAAGAGCAAAUCUGAUUCGGCUUCCGAACACUUACCGAAGAAACGUAUAAGUCAGGGGAUACCCCAAGAAUAAUGGAAACUUUGUUCGGAACAGGCAAACUCAGCCAGUCCUACUUCGAUUCCCUCGACAUCUCGGCGAAUGCAUCGGCUUUCUACGACUUCGACGUGAACGCGUCCACGUUCUUUGAUGCGGAGAGACAAUUUGAUUACAGGGAAAGUUUGCUGAAGGUGGAUCACUUGUAUGGGAAAUGGCUGCCACUCUUCUCCGUCAUCUACUUGAUGCUGAUAUUCGGUGGGAUGCGGGCAAUGAAAGCGAGGGCAGCGUUUCGUCUCACGAGGGCUCUCAGGAUUUGGAACUUUCUGCUCGCCGCAAUGAGCAUAGUUGGUACCUGGCGAACUCUCCCCGAAGCUUGGUCCGUCGUUAGCAAACAAGGAGCUUAUCCGGCAGUCUGCAUAUCAGCGUACUUCUUCAAAAAACAUGCCUCCGCCUUCUGGGCGCUGAUAUUCACGGUGUCCAAACUCUUCGAAUUCGGCGACACUUUCUUCCUCGUUGCCAGGAAACGACCAGUCAUCUUCCUGCACUGGUAUCACCACAUCUCCGUCAUGUUCUUCUCAUACUACUGCUUUCGCCACGCGAUCGCCGUUUCCCGAUGGUUCAUGGUCAUCAACUUUCUUGUCCACUCUGUCAUGUACUCGUAUUAUAUGGCACGUUCCAUGUCCAUUCGCGUUCCAAAGGUUGUUUCUAUGCUCAUAACGUCACUCCAAAUUUUCCAAAUGGUCGUUGCAUCGGGAACCAUAUUUCUGUCUAUGUAUUACAAGUACAUCGGACUCCCGUGCAGCAUCACUAUUCGCGAAGGAUGUGUAUUUUCUCUUCUUUACGGCAGCUAUUUCGUUCUUUUUGGAAAGUAUUUCGCGAAUACGUACAUCAGGAACUGGCAGGCCAAAAAAAUUCGGACCGAUUAAAUGUUUGAAUUGAAAAUUUCAUAAAGUUCCGUGUAAAUCGUAUCCAACUCGCCUUUAUUCCGAGAGAAAUUCGUUGACCCGAUUAUUGAGUACCAUAGAGGAUCACAUUUCAAUCAUUGACCAUGCCAACAACGAGUAAAAAGGGGCCGAGGAACUGACGGAAUAAUCGCCGGACGUUUUAUGGUACUGUAUUUAAUGGAAAAUUUUGUGAAGAACACGAACUACGUUACGCUGCGAACAUCUCGAAUUGUGAAGGAAGGUCAAUAUUCGCGCAAGACAAAAAUUGUAUGCUGGUUAAUCCGUGCGAUUUCAUUCACAACGGAUGAGAUGAAAAAUGACAUUUUUGAUGACCAA